Messenger RNA from Cololabis saira (Pacific saury), 805 nucleotides. It is a transcript of the gene apoa2, whose product is annotated as apolipoprotein A-II. The transcript is spliced from 4 exons. The record is from RefSeq and is a predicted model, not a curated record. Bases 114 to 524 code for a protein of 136 amino acids. NCBI's taxonomy places the organism in Eukaryota, Metazoa, Chordata, Actinopteri, Beloniformes, Belonidae.
UUGCAGUCCCCCCCUAUAUCAUCCAGUCCAGAUGUGAGCUCCGGAUUACAGACAACUCGCUGUCAGAGAAGACUGUCACCUCUCGGAUCUGUACGUCCAGCACAACAGCAGACAUGAACGCAAAGCUCGUCGUGGCCCUGGUGCUUGCUCUGCAGGUCUCCAUAAGCAUCUGUGAGAUUCCUGCACCAUCCCAGGAACUCGUUGACAAGUAUGAGUCGAUGAAAUCUGUGUUCUACAAGAGAAUACUGAACGCUUACAACAGACUGCAGGCUGCAGCCGGCGACACCGAGCGUGGCCAGGUUGCCAGGGAACUCAUGGCGUCUCUGCAGAGCAAACCUGAGCUGCAAGCCAUCGUCAAAGUUGCCAGCGGCCUGGGCUCAGAGGCAGCUCCCAUCGUGGACAGGGCCCGUUCAUCACUGCUGGGUCUGUACGAGCAUUACCUGCGCCCCCAGGUUGGCGACAGCUUGAACAGCGCCAUCGACCACAUCAAGCUCUACCUGGAUCAAAUCCUGCCCGCUGAGUAAAGAUCAUCUUGCAUGUCAAAUGUCUGUAACCAGUGAUAGUUCAUAGAAUCCACAACGUUUUAGUCUGAGAGGAGCAAUGCACAAUGCAAAUAUGAUACGUUGCCUCUUUUAAAAUCAAUGUCUUUGCCAAAUCAUGCAGGAUUACAAGCAUGGUAGACAUGUCAACACCAUCUAUGCAAGUUCUGCAUGUACAGUAUUAGGUGUUUAUACACUAACCAAAGUCUGUGUGUGACUGUUUAUGUAUGUAUGUGUGUGUGUUCAAUAAAAUGAACUAAAAACUA